Dissoconium aciculare CBS 342.82 is the source of this 3375-nucleotide messenger RNA. RefSeq lists its product as uncharacterized. Bases 1 to 3375 code for a protein of 1124 amino acids. The record is from RefSeq and is a predicted model, not a curated record. Gene Ontology annotation, biological process: regulation of DNA-templated transcription. Lineage: Eukaryota; Fungi; Ascomycota; Dothideomycetes; Mycosphaerellales; Dissoconiaceae. The transcript is spliced from 2 exons. Gene Ontology annotation, molecular function: DNA binding.
AUGGCUCCAAAGCGUGGCAUGUCGAUCGAGCCGACGGAUGAGCAUCAGGAGUUCAUGAAGGAUUUGGCGGAGUUCCAUAAAAAGCGAGGGACAAAUCUAGAUGUCACGCCCAAAGUGGGCAUUCGCCAUAUCGACCUCUACAAACUCUACAACCGCGUCGUCGGCGAAGGCGGGUAUGAUUUAUGUUCGGACACCAAAGCGAAGCCGCUCAUGUGGCGGACUUUCGCGGAGGAAUUCGUCGGCCGCAACGUGUACACCGCAGCGCAGGCCUUCCAGGUGAAGAACGUGUACUACAAGAACCUCUGCGCCUAUGAGAUCACGCAUCACUGGAAGAGGGAGCCGCCGCCAAAGGAGAUCCUCGAGGACGUCACGGCCAAAGGUGGAAAUGUCAUGUCAAGGACGCUGGAGAACUUCGUCAAAUCCUCCGCUCGCGACUCGGAACCUGCGACGAACGGCGACCGUGCUGGCGAGGGCAGUCCUGAGGCGCAGAGGACGCCGAAGGACGAGCGGAUGACGGGCGAUCCGGAGGAUGUCGGCAGCGCGACGGGUCGUUCGCGAGGACUGCGGCAACAGCCCCCGCCGCGAGUCCUCUUCCAGCCAGAUCUCAGCUCGACGCGACAGCCGCGUGCGCAACCGCAGCAGCAGUUUCCAGGCUCUCUAUCGGCGCAAAAUUCACCUAUACCGGCUCCCACACCCAGCGUCAAUGGUGUGACCAAUUACUCUGCCAUGACCAACGGCUCGACUUCGCUCCUGGCAUCGUACGAGCCAUCACGUCCCGCCCCUCUCACAUUGAAACCCGUCACCACACCGGCCAACAACCCCGACUUCUACCGCAACGAGCGAAAAAGAAAGCUCGAGGCGGCGGCCGGUCCGCUCGCACGGAAGUAUAGGAACAUCAUGCUCCCCGGGACCGGCUUCAUCGGACCCAACAUCUACGUGCGAGCGCAGUUGGCCCUGCAGAGCGGGAUCGCGGACGAGGAGCAGUAUGCGCUGCAUCAUCUGGUCAAGAUCAGCCACGAACGAGGCGACAAGUACCGCUUCGAUCAAUUCCCCGGUCUGGCCGACGCGCUGCUCAAGAAGAUCCUGCAGGUCACCGGCCUGUUCUACGAUGUCGAGUGGGAUGUCACGUACGACGACGAAAACGUGGUCCUCGAGGAGACGUUAAACGGCCUGACGGGGACACCGGACGUGCUCAAGAAGCUCCACGCACGACUUCUGCUCGUCACGGAUGACACCACUCUUCAACCGCGGUUUCUGCUUGAACUGAACCGCAUCAUUGAGGCUGGGCUGAUCGUCCGGAACAUGUCCUUGCAGGAUGAGAACGCCGUCUUUCUGGCGCGAUUACCGCUUAUGAGAGAUGUCAUAGCGGUGGUCCUCGCUCUGCCGAUACAUCCUGCGACCGUUGAACUCCGACAUUACGUGCUUGAAGUGGCGGAACAAGUGUUAAAAGAAGUCGAUGUCGGCCCCAAGGAUGCCAUAUACCAGGGCCUUAUCACAGAAGCCCUAGGGGAAGAUCGAGGCGCCAUCACGACUGCGCUGAGAACAAUCAGCCGCAUCGCAAUGAACCACCCUUCGCCCAAACGCCUAGAGGAUAUCCCAACGGCUUUGUUACAUCGCGUCCGUGAUUAUCUUUACGUCGAAGAUGAAGAGCUCCGUUCGGCAUGUCUGGAUUUCUUCAUGCAAUUCACGUCCUUCAAGAGCAAUGUCGAGAUCCUCCUUCGCAGUCUCGACGCACAGGAGCUCUCCCGUAACCUCAGCCGGUUGCUCUUCGCCUCUGCUCAAGAAGUUCGCGAUCCUCCAAGGCUCACACGUCACGAAUCCGAAGUCAAUUCCACUCCGCUCACCGUCCCACGCCUCUCCAAGACUCUCGUUGAGAAACUGCUCCUCAUCGACGAACCUGAACGAUCGUCCACUUGGCUCCGAAUGUGUUUCCUCCCGGAUCCUUCCUCCGAGAUGACACAGAUCUCUCUUUGGCAGGCCUAUCAGGGCACAUUCGCCCCCUACCAAGCCACUCGCCCGCACCUGAUCGCUGGCGAAUUCAUCAAGAACGUCAGCACCACUUUCGUGGGGGCAUCCGCCCAGGUCGCCGGCUCGAACAAAUAUGUCAUCAAAGGCAUCCGCGCGAGACGCAUUCCCAUCGACACUGGCGUCCUCUCGGGAUCGAAACUCUCGGAUAAGAGCAAAGAGCUCCAUCGUUGUCGCUGGGUCGUCACGCCGCUCCCACCGAAAUCUGCGGUCCCCGGUCAGCAGUCAAGUCCUAUUCUUCCGUUUGAUGGCGAAUGUCCCGAGUGGUUCCGCAAUAGCCAGGAGAUGCUCCAACAUAUCCUCGCGGAUCACCUCAAACUUCCGAAGAAAGCGCCGGUCGCGUCGCUGGACAUGACGGGCGAUCAUAUGGACGUUGAUCCUCCGCACUCGGUCAAUGGAAAUGCGUUGACGAACGGUGCCCCUCUCACAAAUGGCGUGACGCCCUUGCAGGCAACCUCGACGGACUCUGUUCAGUUCGAUUUCGCUGCGGCUGAUGCUGUCAAAUAUUCAUGCAACUGGACCGCUCGUGGCUGCUGUUCUCGCACCUCCGACUCACAUCCCUCACUACCGUCUUCCACCGAAGGAGGCGCCCCUACAGGCCUGAAAACACGACUCUUCAUCCGCCACAUCGCCACCCAUCUCCCUUCCUCAGCACCGACCUCCUCUCAAAGUUCUCCUCCCACCACCACCGCCGCCUCAUCUAAAUCCCUCACCCCAGCGGCAGCGACCACGGCUUUCAAAAUCCAAAUCCUCGAGGACGAAACAGGCGACGCCGCCGGCGUACCCCUCCGCGCAGCCCUCGUCCUCCGCAACAUCGCCCACUUCAUGCCCGCGCGCUUCCAGCCCGCAUUGCCGGCCUCAGCCAAAGACAUCGCGGCGGCCUACGGCCUCAUCGCCCCCGGCGAGACCCUCGCCACGCCCACGAAACCUCCCGCCAGCAAACGAGGCCGUCCCAGCACCGGCGCCGGCGGCGACACCACCGACCCCCCGGCCGACGCCCCGACCACCACCAGCACGCCUUCCAAGACCAACAAACCCCCCUCCUCGGACCCCAGCACCACCACCACCACCGCGGCCGCCGCCAACCCCGGCACCAACCUUCCCCUCAUGGCCGCCAUCUUCCCCGCCGAGGUCCGCGAGCGCUUCUUCCUCGCCCUCGCCCACUGCCGCCCCCUGCGCGACCUCCUCGCUCAGAUCCUCCGCGCCAUCCGCCGCGCCGAGGGCGACUCCCUCGACCCCCAGGGCAGGCUCGUCGGCGAGGAAUUCCUCGUCGAGACCGCGAGGGCCCGGCUCCUGAAAAAGUUGAAGGGCGACGCGGAUGCGGAGGGCGGUGAUUCGCUCGUGGUUUGA